Messenger RNA from Arachis stenosperma, 1164 nucleotides. RefSeq lists its product as uncharacterized. Lineage: Eukaryota; Viridiplantae; Streptophyta; Magnoliopsida; Fabales; Fabaceae. The record is from RefSeq and is a predicted model, not a curated record. The transcript is spliced from 3 exons. Bases 1 to 1164 code for a protein of 387 amino acids.
AUGAGCGAGAGUGAAACUGCGGAAGAGAUCAUUAUCACACAAUGUUCAUCAAGCACUUUGUCAGAUGUAAAGAACAACAUCUUGCAGAAGUUUGGGGUAUUUGGGAGCAAGUGUGUGAAGAAGCUAUUCUACAAGAUUCCCAUCGCAGUUGUCUCGACCGGUGUUAAGUAUGAUACGUUUGUGCUAGCGGAUGAUGAAGAUAUUAGGGUUCUGUUUCAUUGUAUUAGGAGUUUUUCGGAGGUUAGAAUACACGAGCUGUAUGCGAAGUUGGAGGUUGGUGUCGAUAGUUUUGGGGCAUCAGCUCCAGUUCAUAGCUCGACUGCCGCAGGUGGUGCGUCUAGUUCGAUGCCUGCGGCCGAACCAUCUGUUCCGCAGGUCGCAUCCCCUUCCUUCGCGGCUGAUUUAGAUCGAACGGAGGCAGUUGGUUCUGUACCGUUGGAGAAUCCUGGGGUCUGGCAGCAGGCAUUUGAGGCGGAUACCGAUGGUGGCAUGAUUCAUGAUGUUCAAGGUUUCGGGGAACCUGAUCGAGUAGAUAAUGCAAUGCGGGACGAUGACUCUGGCCAGGAGCCUGUAGAUAUCAUUGGGGACAGCGAUGAUGACACAGGUGCCAAUCCACAUGCACAUCAUGGGCCUUCAAGUUCUGGCACACACCAGUACCCUCCACACUUCUCCACUCUAAACUUGGAGGCUCUAGGUCAACAGGCGGACGGAGAUGCUACAAUUGGGGGUUCUUCUACAGAAUUUCAGAUUGGACAAUCAUUCCAGAAUAAAGAUGAAGUUGUUCUGAGUGUAAAGGACUAUAGCAUCCAUCGAGGUGUUGAGUACAGAGUCUUGGAAUCGGAUCAUCUGAAGUAUCAUGGAAAAUGCAAGGAGUUUGGCAAGGGUUGUAGUUGGUUAAUUCGCAUAUCGCUUCGUGCACGAAAGGGCACUUGGGAGGUUAGGAGGACGGAUGCUGCGGUUACGGUAAAUGUCUUACAACAAGCAACAGAAGCUGAUUAUGGGUUCAGGCCUAGUUAUAGGAAGGUUUGGAUGGUAAAACAGAAGGCAGUAGCACAAAUAUAUGGAGAUUGGGAAGAGUCGUAUGUCGAGUUGCCACGUUGGAUGCUAGGGGUACAGUCGACCAUGGCUGGGACAGUCACUGUGUUGAAGACCUCUCCUGUUUGA